AUGGCAAAUUUCUCCUUGGCUAGUUUUACGAACGCUUCGAACAUCACCGAUAGAGAAGCAGAUGUCCUACGAGCUGCUGGUUCUACAGUCAUAAUCAUCAUCAACACCAUCACUUUUCCCGUCACAGUUCUGCUGAAUCUGCUGGUGAUAAAAGCUGUGAAAACAACGCCUCGGCUCCAAACCAACAGCAACAUCUUGCUGGCCUGUUUAGCGGUGACUGACGCCUUAACUGGUCUCCUUUGCCAGCCAUUGUUUAUCCUGUGGAGAAUAUUCCUAUUAUUCGGUCUCAGUAAUAGUGACACGGUUGAACAUUUUUGUUUCAAAUCUCUAACUGUAAUAUUGACAGCCUCAUUCUUUCAUCUGAUGUUGGUUACGUCCGAGAGACUCAUAGCCAUCAAAUUUACGAUGCAAUACUCAAACAUUGUCACUUAUAAUAACAUGAAGAUAGCAGUGCUAUCAGUUUGGAUCUUUGCUUUCAUCAAUGGGAUUUUAAGAAUAACUUUCCUCACAGUAGCCCGUUUUUUUACUGGCCUUAUCACUAUUUCAUGUACUCUUUUUCUUACUUUCACUUAUUUCAUCAUCUAUCGAGAGACACUUCGGCACCAAAAAAUGAUAAAAGCUCAGCAACUUCCCCACGAUGUGGUAGAAAGGUUUGUCAAAGAGAACAAGGCUCUUAGGACAACUGUGGUUAUAGUUGUUGCUGCAGUUGUUUGCCUUCUGCCAGUUUGUUUCUGUCUUAUCGUAACAGCUACAGGCCUUUAUGAGAUUUGCCCCAUCGACACACGAUGGAGGUUAACAUAUUCCAUAUUAAACUCGCUUCUUAAUCCACUGAUUUACUGCUGGAGACAAAAAGAAAUGAGAGAAGUCAUCUUUGGACUAAGAACCCGGAUCGUGCCCGUAGAUAUCCAGUGA
Pocillopora verrucosa is the source of this 912-nucleotide messenger RNA. Its product is annotated as melanocortin receptor 4-like. Gene Ontology annotation, molecular function: G protein-coupled receptor activity. The record is from RefSeq and is a predicted model, not a curated record. Gene Ontology annotation, biological process: G protein-coupled receptor signaling pathway. Gene Ontology annotation, cellular component: plasma membrane. Lineage: Eukaryota; Metazoa; Cnidaria; Anthozoa; Scleractinia; Pocilloporidae.